This is a messenger RNA of Hippocampus comes (tiger tail seahorse), 4469 nucleotides long. It is a transcript of the gene sntg1, whose product is annotated as syntrophin, gamma 1. The record is from RefSeq and is a predicted model, not a curated record. Bases 770 to 2350 code for a protein of 526 amino acids. Lineage: Eukaryota; Metazoa; Chordata; Actinopteri; Syngnathiformes; Syngnathidae. Gene Ontology annotation, cellular component: intracellular anatomical structure; dystrophin-associated glycoprotein complex. Gene Ontology annotation, molecular function: protein binding; structural molecule activity. The transcript is spliced from 19 exons.
ACAAGCGGUGCGUGCGCGCGCGUGCACCGAGAUCUUUGCGCGCCUUCAGUGCGCCUGUGAUGCGGGACGAGCGCCAAACGUCCCCAAACAGCGCAGGAUUACACAAGAAGAAAAAGGAGGGGGGCAAAAAGUGGACCCGCGCGUGUCACGCUCUUCCGAUCGAGCGUGCGCAUCAGCGUGGGCCAAGCCAAGCGAGUGGACGGACGGUGAGGCGCCGAUGCCCGGCUUGAGUCGCCUGCUGGCGGCGCGAGCGACGCGAGGGUGGCGGCGAGCGAAGAUGGCGAGCUCUCGGGAGCGCUUUUAAACCGGCGGAGAUACACUAAAAUCGGAUGCGGUGCGCAGGUUCCUGCCCUCCCUUCUCUUCCUCCACCGCUUCCAUCGUUCCAUCUCUCCUGUUGUGUUCGGAGGCUGAGGCGAGUGGAGCGGCAUGUGGGCGAUGCUGCCACAAGGGAUGCAUUGUGGCGCUGGCUGAGAUGCUCCGUAACACCCGUUGCAUGCGUUGAUUUCAAGAGGGAAAGCAGCCUCGUAGGACGUCAGCACCUGUUCGAUCAGCUCUGCGCCAGCGAGUGGCCCCGAGAUGACGCCGUGAGGUACGCCCUUUCCUGCCAUCCUCCCAGCCCCUGAUUGCUGCGUCCAUCGGGGAUGCGGACAGGCCGGCUCGCAGCAGCGUGACUCUGAUCUGGGAUCAGCUGGAUGCUCGAUGGCCUGAUUGCCACAUGAAAACAGUUGGGGCCUUUCUAGUUGAAAAUCCCUCACUGCACGCUAGCACAUGGAUUUCAAGACCUCAAAUGAAGAGACAAAGACUGGGAUUUAUUUGAUGCAAGAAGGUAAUGAGGAGCCGUUUAAUAUCCGACUGCACUUGGCUAAAGAUAUUCUGACCAUUCAGGAGCAAGAUGUCAUCUGCGUGUCGGGAGAACCUUUCUAUUCAAGCGAAAGGACUGUAACAAUACGGAGACAGACCAUCGGAGGGUUUGGCCUCAGCAUCAAGGGUGGUGCCGAGCAUAAAAUCCCUGUGGUGAUAUCCAAAAUAUCCAAAGAACAAAAAGCUGAACUCUCUGGGCUGCUUUUCAUUGGCGACAGUAUCCUCCAGAUAAAUGGAAUCAACGUGAGAAGCUACCGCCACGAGGAAGUGGUUCAGGUGUUGAGGAAUGCUGGUGAAGAAGUGACUCUCACAGUCUCUUUCCUCAAGAAGACCCCGGCCUUCCUUAAACUGCCUCUGAGUGAGGACUGCAUGUGCAUCCCCAGUGACCAGAGCAGUGGCACCUCAUCUCCUUUGUGUGAUAGCGGCCUACACUUGAACUACCAUCCAAAUAACACGGACACGCUGUCCUGCUCGUCGUGGCCCACUUCCCCGGGCCUCCGCUGGGAGAAAAGAUGGGUGGACCUGCGCCUUCUACCUUUGCUGCACUCUCGCCUCUCCCAGCACAUGCCAGGCUCUGAUGUGUGCAGGAAAAAUGCUUUCCAGGUUGUGGCCGUGGACGGGGUGUGCAGCGGUGUCCUCCAGUUCCCCUCGGAUGAGGACUGCUUGGACUGGCUUCAGGCUGUCGGAGGCAACAUCUCGGCUCUCACUAAGCGCAACGUGAAGAAGAUCAACCGGAAUUUUCCAGUCAACCAGCAGAUCAUCUACAUGGGAUGGGCCGACGAGAAGGAGCAGGACUGCGUCCAGGACCGAAUGUACUCACCAAAGUUCCUUGCUUUGAGGGGUUCCUCUCUCUUCAAGUUUUCCGCUCCCCCGGUGACAACAUGGGACUGGACAAGAGCAGAGAAAAGUUUUACCGUUUAUGAAAUUAUGUGCAAGACUUUAAAGGACAAUGAGCUGGUGGACAAGAGGAGGCACUGCUUCAGCGUGCAGACGGAAACUGGCGAGGACAUCUUCUUUAGCGUGGAGCUGGAGUCCGAGCUGCUCGUUUGGGAAAAGGCCUUUCAGAUGGCCACUUACCUGGAAGUGGAGCGGAUACAGUGUAAAACAUAUGCCUGCAUCAUGGAGAGCCACCUGAUGGGACUAACCGUGGACUUCAGCAUGGGCUUUGUGUGCUUUGACGCCGCUUCCAAGGCUGUCCUUUGGAGAUACAAAUUCUCUCAGCUGAAAGGCUCAUCAGAUGACGGAAAAAGCAAAAUCAAGUUUUUAUUCCAAAAUCAAGACUCCAAAUCUAUUGAAGCAAAGGAGCUGGAGUUCUCCAACCUGUUUGCGGUACUUCAUUGCAUUCACGCUUUCUUCGCCGCCAAGGUGGCGUGCCUGGACCCCAUGUUUGUGGAGAGCCGGGCCACGGCGGCUAACGCCGGCAUUCCUUCGCUGGGGAGCAUCUCGUGCAAUUCGCACACGCCCAAGCUGAAAUACAAGAACACUUGACGCAACGUUUCUGCUUUUGGCGUGACCGUAGCCUCAAACGCUGGAUGGGGGGGGACAAAAAGCCUCCAUGGGAGGUUUUGACGCGGACACUUCUGGAAAAUGCCUGAAAUCUCAUUCACAGCUUUUCUGGGAAGAGUCUCCACACAAAAAGACUCAAUGGACACCAAGUGUGCAUUUAUUUCAACAUCUUUUUAAGUGCAGCCACUCAGCUCCUGUAAUAUCGGUAUGAAUAUUAAUAUUAUGAUUGACACAUAAAAUACGGCUACUUUUAUAUGAACCUUUAAUGAGGAUUUAAACUCUUCCUGUGUUUGGGCAAAGACCAUCAGUCUGACACUACAUGGACAAAAGUCUUGGGACUAAUUAUGGUAUUCGUCAUUUAGGGUUUCACACUUGUUUUGUCCAACCUCUGAAAAAGGUUUGCUACGAAUGACAAGAUUUGGAAAGAUUCGCUUGUGAGUCAUCAAGGCAGUGCGUGGUAGGCAGCUCAUCACUCUCAUUUUUCUUCUUCUUCUUAAUCACUUCCAGGUGUCGUGCGUCUCAGUACGUUUGUCCACAUACUUUACGACAGUAGCAGCAAAAUGAGAUCUGCAGGAGGAGUCUGCAUUCAUAUCAUUUUUCAGGGCAGCAUUAAAUGGAUUACAGGAAUUUGACUCCACCACCUACCCCCCCCCCACACUACAAUUUGUAUGAUUGUGUAAAUAAGCAUUGACCCUGAAAUGACCAAAAUUACAAUGUCGGUAUGAUUUGCGGAGUUUGUUUCAGAAGUACUGUAGCUAAGUUAGCUGAUAGUUUCCACUCUCCAUUAUUAACUCACUCUAUGGACCAAUUUAGAAGAAUGCUAAACAAAGCUAUGAUGUUUUCAUUUACUAUCAUGAGUUUGGAUUCUGGUUUGUAAAUAUGAAAAAUGAUAUCGGUGGCAGUGAAUCAAACACAGUGGUGGGGGCAGCUCGAGGCGGGCUAACAUCAACGGUCUAUGGCAGACAAAAUCAGAUUAAUGGGUUUUACAAAAGAUGGUGCUAGCAGUAAUACCCUUCAAACAAAUGAAGAUUCAUGUGAGAUAGAGGAGUUGAUUUUAUUUUUUUGCAGAUGUUUUAUUAACAAAUAUACUGUGUCAUGAAUCAAUAAAGGAAACCUUUUAUAACACUGCUAACUGGGUGAUCGCUUUUCUGCGUUGUACAGGCACCGCCGUUUCAGUCAAGUGAAGAACUGAAGUGUUUGCUGUACAUUGCUACGCCUCAAAGUAAAAUAAACGCCUCCCUCAAAUAGAUAAUUAGUCAGUGGGUACGUUGUUCACAUAAAAAAACAAACUCCCGAAAAUACAGUCAACACGUGCUCCAUUUAGUCUUAGUUAAGACAAACAAACGCCUCAACUGAAUGUUAUUUAACAUUGGCGGCCUCAUGCUAGUAGCAUAACAUUAGCAUUUUGGGCUAAACAAGGUUUAGGGUUAAAUUAGGGUUCAGGUCAGGUAAGGGUUUUGGGUUAGGACUGAGAAAGAGCUAGGUUUGGUGGUUCUAUUUGGGUUUAUGGUGAGGAUUCGAGUGGGGUUACUGUUCUGUGCUGCGAUUAGCAAGUCCACAUUUUGGUGGGUGGCUUAGCAAAAGAAUGUAACGUUGGCUUUUGGUGCUUAAAUAAAAAAGGAUGUUUAUGUAUAUCUAUAGUCGCAGUCCGAAUGAAACAAUAUUUUUAAGGGCAUACCAGAGGCAAAAAUACACAACCAAGAUUAAGUUAGCAUAAAACUACUGAGCUGAAUCAAACCAGGACAAUUAAUGAAAUCUAAUUCCCCAAAAAUUGGAUUCAUCUUGCACUUGCGUCUGUUAUUACUCAGUUUGAUUAGAAAAUGCAAGUAACCCUGAUGAUGUCAUCACAGAGGCAUCACAACAUUCAGUGGCAAAUGCACUUUUGUAGCUUCUUUGUCUUGGAUUGUGUGAACACUUACGCCACGUGGUUGUUUGUAGUGUGUUGCACUAAGUGCACCGGUUCAGCAUCUUUACCGUCGUCAAUUCUCUCCACUCAGAUGCCAAAUGAAACGCUGCAGUUAAAGUGACAAGCGGGGGCAGGAGAUUGUGAUUGUGACCUUUAUUCUGGUGCCAAACCUCCACAGAGAAACAACACAUUUUC